GAAGCAGUCGCUGUUUCGGCCAUAUUGAAAUUUAUGUAAGCAAAGUUUUAAAAGAUGGGAACUCUAGCGAAGAUUACACCUGUUUUUCGUUGCGCUCUUGUUCCAAAGUCUUGCCUACCCUCUCUCUCAGCUGUAAGGCACAAUACAACUGCCACCAAGAAGGAGGAAAAGACAGUCUUUGGACCCUUGAAGGAUGAAGACAGAAUAUUUACCAAUUUAUAUGGCCGCCAUGACUUUAAACUGAAGGGAGCAUUGCAGAGGGGUGACUGGUACAAGACCAAAGAGAUCCUGUUGAAGGGACAUGAGUGGAUUCUGAAGGAGAUCGUAACGUCAGGUCUCCGUGGCAGAGGUGGUGCAGGUUUCCCAACUGGGAUGAAAUGGGGAUUUAUGAAUAAACCAGAUGAUGGGAGGCCAAAAUACCUAGUUGUAAAUGCAGAUGAGGGGGAACCUGGCACAUGUAAAGACAGAGAAAUUAUGCGACACGACCCGCACAAGCUCGUUGAGGGUUGCCUGGUCGCAGGUCGGUCUAUGAUGGCACGCGCGGCGUACAUUUAUAUACGUGGAGAGUUCUACAAUGAGGCAUGUGUGCUUCAGCAGGCAGUCAAAGAGGCGUAUGAUGCUGGUUUAAUUGGCAAGAAUGCCUGUGGUUCGGGUUACGACUUUGAUGUCUACGUGUUCAGAGGAGCAGGAGCCUAUAUAUGUGGUGAAGAAACGGCCCUGAUUGAGUCUCUAGAAGGUAAACAGGGCAAGCCGCGACUGAAGCCCCCGUUUCCAGCAGACAUUGGAGUAUUUGGAUGUCCUACCACAGUGUCUAAUGUGGAAACAGUGGCAGUAGCUCCUACCAUAUGUCGCAGAGGAGGAGACUGGUUUGCUAGCUUUGGACGAGAAAGAAACAGAGGAACUAAGUUGUUCAACAUCUCUGGUCAGGUGAACAACCCGUGUACAGUGGAGGAAGAGAUGUCCAUCUCGCUGAGAGAGCUGAUAGACAGACACGCCGGGGGCGUCAUUGGGGGCUGGGACAAUUUACUGGGGGUCAUCCCAGGAGGGUCGUCUACGCCGGUCAUACCUAAAAGUGUAUGUGAAGAGGUGAUGAUGGACUUUGAUGACUUAGUACGUGCACAGACAUCUUUGGGAACAGCUGCUGUCAUCGUCAUGAACAAAGACGCCGAUGUAAUCAGAUGUAUAUCUAGGCUUAUGGACUUCUAUCACCACGAGAGUUGUGGACAGUGUACCCCCUGUAGAGAAGGUGUUGGCUGGAUGGCAAAAAUUUUACACAGGUUUGUGAAGGGAAAUGCCAGACCUGACGAGAUCGACAUGUUGUAUGAGAUCAGCAAACAGAUAGAAGGUCACACAAUCUGUGCACUGGGAGAUGGUGCUGCAUGGCCUGCACAGGGUUUGGUGCGCCACUUCAGGCCUCAGCUGGAGGAACGCAUGGCUCAGUACCACGCCGGGCAGGAAGAGAAACAGGCUGCCAUGUUGUAUCCUCAUGCUUAAAACAUGGCUUAAGACUUGAACUUUGUUUAAUGUAACAAAUUAAAAAAAAAAAAAUGAACUUGUCCGACUUGGAUGUUCUCGUAGAGUGGACAUGACUGAACUCAAGUCUUGUACAAUGUUUUGUGAAAGGAAGACGGAAGACACAUGAAUUGCUUGCUAGCAUUUAUGAAUACCCAGGGAGGUAGAUGGUUUUGGGUACACUGAUGUUAUCAUACAUAGACUAAGGAAUGUGAUAAGGAUCAUGUUCACAUAUGCAAUGAAAAUACCACAGAUUGACAAGGGUUGUGUGACACUGAUGUGAGCCAACUUGUCCAUGAGGCAUGUGUGGAAGAAAUCUUCUUCAAAGUGAAAUUUCGAGGAAUUUUGACAUUUGGAAAUUUCUCCAUGCACCUUUUGUUCCUCAAAUUUAAAUCAUGCAGCAUGUCUAUUGGCUGCAAAGGAAAACAUUUGAAAUUUUGUUAUUUAUUUGCAUACCUUGAUUUAGGCCAUAAGAAAAUAAUUCUUGGAAAUGCACUUCAUAUUUUGACCAUUACAGCAAAAGCACCAUAUAUUUCAUGAAGUGGACAUUCGGUCUUAACUUUGUCUUCUGGAUGGUUCAAUUUUGUGUUGAAAUAAAAGUUACAAUGUAAAUAA
Molecule: messenger RNA, 2127 nt
Organism: Lingula anatina
Lineage: Eukaryota; Metazoa; Brachiopoda; Lingulata; Lingulida; Lingulidae
Product: NADH dehydrogenase [ubiquinone] flavoprotein 1, mitochondrial
Biological process (GO): mitochondrial electron transport, NADH to ubiquinone
Cellular component (GO): respiratory chain complex I
Molecular function (GO): NAD binding; NADH dehydrogenase (ubiquinone) activity; 4 iron, 4 sulfur cluster binding
Source: RefSeq, a predicted model, not a curated record